CUUGUAGGGUUUUAUAUAUUCCAUAACGCCUUCUCCCAAAUAAUUCAGGCUUUCUCUCUUUAGGGUUUACAGUUCUCUUCUCUGAGUGAAAAUGGAUCUAUCAAAGAAGCGCAAAACUGAUGAGAACGGCGGUGCUUAUCCUGUAAAAACCGAACUCGUCACAACUGCCGCCGCCCCACCGGCACUUGCUGUUCUUUCCCCGGAAGACAUUGACAAAAUUCUUGAAACGUUCACCAAGGACCAGUGCGUUUCAAUUCUCCGUAACGCCGCCCUGCGCUAUCCUGAUGUUCUCGAAGGUUUACGUGCUGUCGCUGACGCCGACGUAUCUAACCGCAAGCUUUUCGUUCGUGGUCUUGGGUGGGAGACCACCACUGACAAACUCAGACAGGUUUUUUCUGAGUUUGGAGAACUUGAUGAGGCUGUUGUUAUAACUGAUAAGGCGUCUUCCAGAUCUAAAGGGUAUGGUUUUGUAACUUUCAAGCAUGUUGAUGCUGCUAUUCUUUCUUUAAAGGUGCCCAACAAGAUAAUUGAUGGACGUGUUACCGUCACACAGCUUGCUGCUGCGGGUAAUUCUGGGAAUUCUCAGUCUUCUGAUGUUGCGCUUAGGAAGAUCUAUGUUGGUAAUGUUCCAUUUGAAAUUUCGUCUGAAAAGCUUUUGAAUCACUUUUCCAUGUAUGGAGAGAUUGAAGAGGGGCCUUUGGGAUUUGAUAAACAAACUGGAAAAGCGAAAGGAUUUGCUUUUUUUGUCUACAAGACUGAGGAUGGAGCUAGGGCAUCGUUAGUUGAUCCCGUGAAGACCGUAGAAGGACAUCAGGUCUUGUGUAAAUUGGCAACCGAUAAUAAGAAGGGGAAGCCGCAGAAUAUGGGGCACGGGGGUGCCCCUGGAAUGAAUGCUGGACUUGUAGGAAUGCCUGGUGAUGAUAGGGUUGGAUCCAUGCCUGGUUCCAAUUAUGGUGUUCCUGUAAGCGGUAUGGGUCCAUAUUCAGGGUUUUCAGGUGGGCCUGGUCCAGGAAUGCAGCAGCCACCACCUCAGCCUGGGAUGGUGGCACAUCAGAAUCCACAUCUGAAUUCAGCUAUUGGCGGGCCUGGAUAUGGAAACCAAGGACCGGGAUCCUUUACAGGUGGUGCUGGUGGAUAUGCUGGCGCGGGUGGAUAUGCUGGCGCUGGUGGGUAUGGGGGUAAUUCUGGGGAUUAUGGUGGGUACAGGAUGCCUCAAAGCUCUGCUGGAAUGCCUAGUUCAGGAGGUUUUCCAGAUGGUGGUAGUUAUGCUUUACAGUCGGCUUAUCCGACACAGGUACCACAACCAGGAGCUGGGUCAAGGGUUCCACCAGGUGGGAUGUACCAGGGCAUGCCUCCAUACUACUGAGACUCUGAAAUCUUUGGUUACAUGGACUGCUGUACAUCUGUUGCCGCUUCACCUAUAUGUGUGGCUGUUAGUUGAUACUUGCUAGUAUUAAGUUAGUAUGUAGGUUCUUCAAAAAUUGCUGUAUCUUUUGAUGAGCGUAUUGACGAGUGAUGUCAGUUUUCUUAUUUUACCCGUACUUCCUGUUUUUAUAUGUUCCCUAUCUGAUGAAUGUGACAUUUUAGAUGUUCUAUCAUAUCAUGUUCAGCCAUUAUUGGCUUGAACUUAUUGUAUGUGGAUUACAAGGCAUCUUUAUGAUAAUGUCAGAUACUGCUGAUCUGAAACAAAUUAUUUGAUGCGAACAAUUUUUUUUUAUAUUGUUUUAAUUAGAAUUAUGUUUGAACUAAAUAAAAGCAGUACUAGUGCUUUAAUAAAUAAAUAUCUGGAGUAUUGAUGGGAAGAUGGGAAAAACACAAAUGUGUGGUAGUAGGAUCCAAAUUUACACUGUUUGUUUGCAUUUCUAGCUGUCUCACCUGCUGGUAAAAAAAGGGCCUUUAUUUUUUCUGUUGGUCACUGAUUUGAACCAAAAUAUGACAUAAUUGUAUUAUGUGUAUUAAUUUAACAAUUUUUUGUAUAUAUAAUUUGCGAAGGCGGGAAACUGGCAAAUGCUAUGUCUUGGCAAGAACCAAAAUCUAAUACUGUCUGCCAUUUUGCUUGCUUUUUUUAACCUUUCAUCCGGUGUUGUUUCUAUCGCAUUCAAAAGCAGAAAAGAAAAUGAAAACCUAGCUAGCUGUUCCUUUAACAUCCAUCAUUUUGGAAUUAUUGGAACAUAUUCCCUACAAGGCAUACAUAUCCCGGUUUCUUUGUUUUCUUUUGUUGACGGACUUGGGGAGGGAGAUGGGUAUGAAACCAGUUGGUCAACAAACACAUGAUGCAAGUGGGUGUAGGGUGGGCAGGGAUGGUUUGUUUCAGCUGAAUCAUGUUCGCCGAACCAUCAGUUUUCAGGAUUCGUAGAUUUGUAAGUUGUACCUAAUAUGAUGUUUAUUUAUAGUUUUGUAUAUGUUCCAACGGAUUGCUAUUUAGCAUAUUGAUCUGUUUGGCAUGUGCAUUUGUCGUUUUCUGUUCUCACCUUGUUUCUCAAGCGUAUUGAAGCUGUUUCAGCUUAUUGGUGAUUCCUGUUCAUAGAUUUGGCUGUAUUUUAUGUCUUGUAUUGCCUUAAAUUCGUGUAUGGACUAUAAAAAACUGAUUGUUUGUUGGAAAUAAAGAUUUAUAUCAAUCCCUGCUAUGUUUUGCCGUUUGUGAUCCUAUUCUGCUUGGCACAAGGCAUAAAAUUAGUUUGUUGUGACUUCAACAGACUAUUUAAACAAGUUCUUAGUUUCAUCUUUAUUGGUGAUCAAUAAUUGUUACUGGAAUUGUAUUAAGAUUUAAGUAGCCGUCAAAAGGAGCACGUGAAGUAGAUAAUAAAUCAAGGAUAUGGAACUCACUUUUACCAAUUUGGAUUUGAAUGUGUGAAAAGAUUGGGACUCUUUUUAAUUGAAGUGUAUAUUUCUGUAGCCGCCUUCAGUUUAGUUGCUAUGACAAUCCUGUGGAAGUCGUAUGUUGCAUGUAUUUUACUGUAAUAGGAAGGCAUACCUCAUGUUUUUAUUUCUUAGCCUGAGCAUUCUACCCUGGUGUGGAAUUGUAUUUUCCAUAACAAAAUUCUUUUCCUUGUUUCCUGGUUGUGGUCUGUACUCUGUAUUGCUGAGGGCUGAUGAUGUGGUGCGGAGUGAAAGCUAUAUUGCUGAGCUUUGAUGGCAUGAACUGCGACUUUGGUGAAGAUUGAGGUCCCAGUUAUCUGGAAAUGCUCAAGGUUGGAGGGAGACGCCUUAAAUGAAGAGAUUUGUAAUAGUUGUAGAGUUAGAUAGAUUGUUGUACGCUUUCAUUCAGUAACAAGGAAAAAAACAUCAAAGUUCAGCUCAUAGCAUUUAGAUGUGCUGAUUGGUUAUUCCACUUCUAUGGCGUUAAAAAGAAAUUAAGCAGAUUGUUAUGUUUUUUGUGCUAAUAAAUUGCAUAUUGCAGUCAAUA
Solanum lycopersicum (tomato) is the source of this 3406-nucleotide messenger RNA. RefSeq names its product UBP1-associated protein 2C. The record is from RefSeq and is a predicted model, not a curated record. Gene Ontology annotation, molecular function: RNA binding. NCBI's taxonomy places the organism in Eukaryota, Viridiplantae, Streptophyta, Magnoliopsida, Solanales, Solanaceae. Gene Ontology annotation, cellular component: nucleus.